CGGGGCAAGAAUAUAGACCCGGAUGUUUUGGGGGUUAAAGGCGGAAGUAUCGAAGUUCUCGCUUCGUGUGUAUGAGGGGCGUCGGUUAUGGCGACCACGGCUGCUGCUGCUGUCGCCCCCGAGGAAGCCCGACAGCAAACCGUUAAACAGGAUCCUGCAGUUGAAACAGCAGAAGAAGCUACGGAACCAGCAGAGGCAGAUAUCAAUGAACUUUGUAAGGAUAUGUUUAACAAAAUGGCCAUUUACCUAACAGGGGAACUAACAGCCACUAGUGAAGACUACAAGCUGUUAGAAAAUAUGAACAAACUUACUAGUCUGAAAUACCUAGAAAUGAAAGAUAUUGCUAUAAACAUAAGUAGAAACUUGAAAGACUUGAAUCAGAAAUAUGCCGGACUUCAGCCAUAUCUGGAACAAAUUAACUUAAUUGAAGAGCAGGUGGCAGCCCUAGAACAGGCUGCCUACAAGCUGGAUGCAUAUUCAAAAAAACUUGAAGCAAAAUACAAAAAACUGGAGAAGCGAUAACAGACUUUGUAUAAUGGGACUUCUAAAAUGCAUGGCUCUUUCUUGGAAGACAUGGGAUGGUGUAUGAUGGAACUGCCACAUUUUGCAAAACAUGGGUUUCAAAAAAUAUUGUUGAACAGACUUAUGUGGAAACUAUUUGGAGCAGUGGUGGCUGCCCUUAUGUAAGACUGAGAUCUUUCCCCUUUUGAAAAAAAAUGUUUUAUUAUUUUUAUUAUUCUUUUUUUUCCCCCCAGAAAACUAAUACAGAAGCCACUGUUAACUGCUUUACCAGACUGACACAGUAAUGGUUUCGGUAACACUUGCUUCCCUAAUUGACCAAAUGGAGGCCACUUCUGUGCGUUGAGUAGUACUUUAUUUGUGACUGUGGAAGCUUCCAAUGGGCUGUCCACUAAAAUAGUUGGCUCUGCUAUAAAUCAUGCUCUUUUUAAAGAAGUAAACAACACCUGGAAAUUAA
This is a messenger RNA of Pogona vitticeps (central bearded dragon), 976 nucleotides long. It is a transcript of the gene BLOC1S2, whose product is annotated as biogenesis of lysosomal organelles complex 1 subunit 2. NCBI's taxonomy places the organism in Eukaryota, Metazoa, Chordata, Lepidosauria, Squamata, Agamidae. The record is from RefSeq and is a predicted model, not a curated record. Gene Ontology annotation, molecular function: gamma-tubulin binding. Gene Ontology annotation, cellular component: BORC complex; BLOC-1 complex; gamma-tubulin complex. Gene Ontology annotation, biological process: endosomal transport; lysosome localization.